Messenger RNA from Rhipicephalus sanguineus (brown dog tick), 614 nucleotides. Its product is annotated as U6 snRNA-associated Sm-like protein LSm7. Gene Ontology annotation, cellular component: U12-type spliceosomal complex; Lsm1-7-Pat1 complex; U6 snRNP. Gene Ontology annotation, molecular function: RNA binding. The record is from RefSeq and is a predicted model, not a curated record. Gene Ontology annotation, biological process: nuclear-transcribed mRNA catabolic process; mRNA splicing, via spliceosome. The transcript has a single exon. NCBI's taxonomy places the organism in Eukaryota, Metazoa, Arthropoda, Arachnida, Ixodida, Ixodidae. Bases 142 to 471 code for a protein of 109 amino acids.
GUGUGCGUUUGCUAGCUUUGCCAGGCUUGCUUUGCCGCCAACGUUGGUGUUGCGUUCUGUGCGGCGUCUCUCUCCGUAUAUCUUCGCUCGUCACGUUCAUUGCGAAGUAAGUCGAGUGGUGCGUUUGUUUGCUGACCAGUCAUGGCUGCGGCGGCGGCGAACACCGGGGAGAAAGAGAAAAAGCGGAAAGAGAGUAUCGUCGACCUCUCCAAGUACUUGGACAAAGCCAUACGAGUCAAGUUCCAGGGUGGACGCGAGGCCACCGGUAUCCUCAAGGGUUACGACCCGCUCUUGAACCUGGUCAUCGACAACGCCACCGAGUUCCUGCGAGACCCGGACGACCCCUACAAGCUCACCGACGACACGAGGACGCUCGGACUCGUGGUGUGUCGUGGAACGGCGGUGGUUGUGAUCUGUCCCGUGGACGGCAUGGAAUCCAUUCCCAACCCCUUCGUACAGCACGAAGGUUGAGUUGAAAGCCUGUGCAGUUUGGUCGUGCAUAGCAUGCUUUGUUUGCUCAUCUGAUGUGAAUGGUGCGACUGCUUUAUCACCUUUUGUUUCUGCGUGCGCGCGUGUGUGAAUAAAUGAUCGCACACAUACUGUAUUGGUCAAAA